This is a messenger RNA of Pteronotus mesoamericanus, 5863 nucleotides long. It is a transcript of the gene ELL2, whose product is annotated as elongation factor for RNA polymerase II 2. The coding region runs from base 155 to 2080 and encodes 641 amino acids. Gene Ontology annotation, cellular component: transcription elongation factor complex. Gene Ontology annotation, biological process: positive regulation of transcription elongation by RNA polymerase II; snRNA transcription by RNA polymerase II; transcription elongation by RNA polymerase II. Gene Ontology annotation, molecular function: cis-regulatory region sequence-specific DNA binding. The transcript has 12 exons. The record is from RefSeq and is a predicted model, not a curated record. NCBI's taxonomy places the organism in Eukaryota, Metazoa, Chordata, Mammalia, Chiroptera, Mormoopidae.
GCAGUCCGAGGUCUGGCUGCGCGCAGUAUAUGACAGUACGUCAGCAGCGGGAUGGCCGUAGCUGUGGCGGCGGCUGCAGAAGCGCUAGCAGCCGCGGCCGCAGUGGAGACUAGAGCCGGAGCGGCGUCGGCGGCGGCACCCCGGGGAGUUUAAGAUGGCGGCAGGGGGGGCGGCGGGCCUGCGGGAAGAGCAGCGCUAUGGACUGUCGUGCGGACGGUUGGGUCAGGACAACAUCACUGUGCUGCAUGUGAAGCUCACCGAGACGGCGAUCCGGGCUCUCGAGACCUACCAAAGCCACAAGAAUUUAAUCCGUUUUCGACCUUCAAUUCAGUUCCAAGGGCUCCAAGGGCUUGUCAAAAUUCCCAAAAAUGAUCCCCUCAAUGAAGUGCAUACAUUUAACUUCUAUUUGUCGAAUGUGGGUAAAGACAACCCUCAGGGCAGCUUCGACUGCAUCCAGCAGCGGUUCUCCAGCUCUGGAGCCUCCCAGCUCAAUUGCCUGGGAUUUAUACAAGAUAAAAUUACAGUGUGUGCAACAAAUGACUCGUAUCAGAUGACACGAGAAAGAAUGACCCAGGCAGAGGAGGAAUCCCGCAACCGAAGCACAAAAGUUAUCAAGCCUGGUGGACCAUAUGUAGGGAAAAGAGUGCAAAUUCGGAAAGCACCUCAAGCUGCUUCAGAUGCAGUGCCUGAGAGGAAAAGGUCAACGCCCAUGAACCCUGCAAAUACGAUUCGAAAGACACAUGGCAGCAGCAGUGUUUCUCAGCGGCCAUAUAGGGACAGGGUGAUUCACUUACUGGCACUGAAAGCCUACAAGAAACCUGAGCUGCUGGCUCGGCUGCAGAAAGAUGGUGUCAAUCAAAAAGACAAGAACUCCCUCGGAGCAAUUCUGCAGCAGGUAGCCAAUCUGAACCCUAAGGACCUCUCAUAUACCUUAAAGGACUAUGUUUUUAAAGAGCUUCAAAGAGAUUGGCCUGGAUACAGUGAAAUUGACAGACAGUCAUUAGAGUCAGUGCUGUCAAGAAAACUAAAUCCGUCUCAGAGGGCUGCUAGCACCAGCCGUUCAGAAUCUCCUGUAUGUUCUAGCAGAGACGCUGCAUCUUCUCCUCAGAAACGGCUUUUAGAUUCAGAUUUCAUUGAUCCGUUAAUGAAUAAAAAAGCUCGAAUAUCUCACUUGACAAACAGAGUGCCGCCAACAUUGAAUGGUCACAUCAGUCCCACCAGUGAAAAAUGCGCUGCAGGCCUCCCUCCGCCCCCGGGCGCUGCUGCCACGCCCACCGCUCCGCCGCUGCCUCCGACCCACCUGCCCGUCUCCAACCCUCCUCAGACUGCACACUCUAACUCCAAUUCCCCGAGCACUCCAGAAGGCCGGGGGACUCAAGACCUACCUGUUGACAGUUUUAGCCAGAACAGUGGUAUCUGUGAGGACCAGCAAGACAAAUAUACCUCUAGGACUUCUCUGGAAACCUUACCCUCUGAUUCAGUUCUACUAAAGUGUCCAAACCCAGUAGAAGAAAACCAUUCAAUGUCUCACAAAAAGUCCAAAAAGAAGUCUAAAAAACACAAGGAAAAGGACCAAAUGAAGAAACACGACACUGAGACAAUUGAGGAAAAUGAAGAGGAUCUUAAAAGAGAUGAGGACAUUGCCAAGCUGAACAACUCCAGUCCAGAUUCCAAUGAAGGAGUUAAAGAGGGUUGCACUGCCUCCAUGGAGCCUUCUUCAACCAUUGAACUCCCAGAUUAUUUGAUAAAAUAUAUUGCUAUUGUCUCCUACGAGCAACGCCAGAAUUACAAGGAUGACUUCAAUGCCGAGUACGAUGAGUACAGGGCCUUGCAUGCCAGAAUGGAGACUGUAGCUAGAAAAUUUAUCAAACUGGAUGCGCAACGAAAGCGCCUUUCUCCGGGCUCCAAAGAGUAUCAGAAUAUUCAUGAAGAAGUCUUACAAGAAUAUCAGAAGAUCAAGCAGUCUAGUCCCAAUUACCAUGAAGAAAAAUACAGAUGCGAGUACCUUCAUAACAAGCUGGCUCACAUCAAAAGACUGAUAGGUGAAUUUGACCAACAGCAAGCGGAGUCAUGGCACUAGAGCUCCGCUUGGACCGGAAGAUGUGAAUGAACUGAAGCUUAUUUAUUUAAAAUUCCAAAUGAGUUGCUCUAAGAUUCUAAAAAAACGAAACUUUACCUAUUGAAAGUUUCAGUAUUUGUAAACUUGAGUUACCCUCCUCCCCACCCUGCCCCCGCCACUGUUCUUUGCUUCCCUGUAUUUUUGAAGUUGCGUUUUCUGCUCCUUUUUUCCCCCCUGUAGACUUGUGUUUGUCAAUAGAAGUAAUUUUUUUUUAGAUAUUUGGGAUCCAGUAUCUAUACUUCCAAUCAGUUUUUUCUUAAAAACUUGUUUGUAAUUAGAAAUGAUUUUUUUAGAUAUUGGGGAUCCAGUGUCCACACUUCAAAGUUAUGUGUGUUUAAAAAAAAAAACAACAAAAAACAGUAAUGUGCAAGGUGAAAUGCUUUUGGAUAAACAUAAGCCUAUUUUCUGACCUUUCUUAAUGCGAACUCUUUGCCUUAAAUGGUAGGAUAUUUAGAAAUUUGCACAAAAUAAAAAAAAUAAUAAAACAUUGUUUUGGAGGGUUAAGAAAUAGGAAGGUCUAUGAGGAUGUGUGUGCGUGUAGCUCCACAUACACAUAUGUAUAUACAGGUUGACUUGACCUAGAACAGUAAAUCCACCCUGCAAGUUAACCCCCCAUUGCAAUGAUUGCCUUAAGGUGUUUGCUAGUUGUGUACAUAGUGUGGUUAAUCAUUAGCUACACUGCUUCCCACCUGAUUGGAGCAGUGGGAAGCACACUGUGGCCUACCAGCGUCUGAAAGUGUGUGCGCGACCAGUUGUAUGUGUGCAGAGGUGGUGUGGGUGUGAGCGUGCAUGAAGGACAAAAAGCUGCUACUCUCAGUAGGCCAAACGCUCAGGUUAAACAACUGACGAGUGUUACUGUAGGGGUUUUUUUUCCUGUCAAAUUGCUACUUCUAUUGUGGAAGACAAAAGCAUUUCCAUUUCAGCAGUUUGUUAGCAUCAUUGUUGGGAAAAAUUGAUAUGUUAUGAAAAUGAAACAAAUCUAUAGUUUUGGGGCACAAUUAUAAAAUUAAAUAUGUAGGUGACCUAUUUAUAUACUGCUAUAAAGUAUUUUUUUGAAGAGCGAUAUGCAAAGAAAUUAUUACCUACAUGAAAUGUAUAUUUAAAGAUUUUCUUUCUUCAUCCUGUGUACCAGGAAUAUAAAAAAAAGAAUGGAUAUAUUUAACUAUUACAUACUGUGAUUCAUCAAACAGCACAAACUUUCAUUUCAUGGAGUUUAUCUGUUGACGUCAAUUUAAACUAUCACUUGUUUUAUCAUGUGGGAACAUACGUUAUGUCAAAAAUGUAAGAAUUUUGAACUAAUGUUAAUUCAAGUUGUGUUGUCUUACCGUAUUGUCUUUUCAAAGUGCUGCCAGUUAAAAAGGGAAGCAUUAUGUUUACAAAUGUGUUUUGAAAUGUUUGCCAAAAUUUUUGGUAGUAUCUUUAAUAAAGAUGUUUGUCUCCAGCAUCCAAAAAAACAAAUAAAUAACUUUGUUGUGUAUCGCUGUAAACCAGAAAAAUGUUAGUAUCUAGGAAACCUGAGAGAGCACGUAGAUGAACUUCUCUCUUUGGAGUUCUUCUAAAACAUUAACUGGAAAGAGUAGAUAAUAUCGUAAAAGUAUACAAAAGCAUACAAACUAUACAAAGACUAAAACAAGACCCUGCACACUAUAGCUCUAUAACAUUACUGUAGAAAUUUAAUUUCUGUGUAGCAUAGACCUCCUAGGGAAUUCACUUUCUUUUCACGUUGAGAUCCCAGGUGCUUUCCUUUUACCUCAGAAUUGGUACAAUCAUUACAUGUUCAUGAUUUCAAGCUUUCGGUUGAAAAAAAGAUAGGAAAGGAAACUUAAUUGGGGGUAAAUUUGGUCCUCACAUUAUUAAGGUGAAGUCUGCUGAGGAAUGUGUCUGUAGGUAAUGACCUCAUGGGUGUUAUUUCUUGGGCAUCUUGGCCUUUUAAUCAAAGACGGUAUGCUGCUAUUUGCUGUGAGUGGUGUUUCUCAAAAACAAGGUGCUGGGACCACUUAUAUCACCCAUAUUAAAAUCUCUGGGUAUAGGGCCCAGGUGUCCAUCCACAUAUUCAUAAGUAUCCUCCAGGUGACUUUUGCAAGCUAAAGUAUGAGAACGAUUCAUUGGCUCAGAUACAGUGCUAAUAGGUCUCUAAAUCUCAAAGUCUUGAAUGUUCAAGUUCAACUAUUGGCAUUUUUUUUUAAGCCCAUCCCUAUCAGCAAGUGCACAUCACUUUUCCCUCUGCAAGAUGUGAGGCAUCCUCUCUGUUGUUUCACUGCCAACUCAUAAUUUGGAAUUUGUUUACAAACAAGUUUUCUAGUUGGUUAAUUAUUAGCCCUUGGAGCUCCUGCCCACCUACAUAGUAUACCUUAUGGUUUACAAAUUGGGUAAGAACAGAAGCUGGAGAUGCUUUACAAAAAUCCGGCAUCACACACCCAUAGACUUGACCACCUACCUAUAAAAGCCUUAAUUUAGAUGUUUGUUGUGCUCCUGGGGAAGAUGCUUACAAAAUGUGUUAUCUAUCAGUUGUAAAUCUGAGAGCUGUAAAUCUCUGAACCUGCUAUAACCUGAGGCUGCAUCUCUUUUGAAGAAGGGCAUAAGCCUAUUAAAAUAUUUAUAAUGAUUAUUCACCUCCUACUCUUAGCUGUUUAGAUACUCUCAAAUAAUUACUACAGGAAUGGGUGGUCACUUAGUAUCAGUUACCCUGAUCGAAGAAUGUAUUUAGGUUUUUUCUUUAAAGAAACAUUAAGUGUAAACAGCAUUGUCAAGAUGAGUGAGUUAUGCUGUUAUAUUUUCAUCACAUUUCAUCUAAAAUAAUUUGAAGCACCCUUGAAGAUUUUUACCAACGCUCAUGAAUUCUAGAUCAAAUGAGUAGUUGAUUUAAUUCAAACCAAAAAGAACAUUAACUAGAUGUGGUUUGGUUUUUUACGUGGGAAUUUCAUUUCCUAUCUUGUGGGUUUUUAUUUCCCAUGGAAUAAUUUAGAGGGCUAACUUUCAACUCUAAGUAGUGAUAGAUGUUCACUACUGGCUCUCUCAAAAGUAAUUGUUGGGGUCAGUUUAAAUCAUUGCUCCAUGCAGUGAUUAUAAAAAUUCAGUAUUAAUUUUCUUUCAUCCCUGAUUGACCUUUUAACUGUUAGAGCAAUUUUCUUUUUCCUUAAAGUAAUUCUUAUGUAAAACGAAUGCAUACUUGCAUGUUGGGAGCAAGGUGUUGAGAUGAGGUUUAGACACAAAUGGCCCAUUAGUUCCAACACUGCUUGGUUGCCUUACCCUUUGCAUAACUUUAUUUGCUUCUGGAACUUUCCUGAAAUUUUAGCCAGUUCAUUGUCUUUCUGGCAGUAUGACUGUUGAGUCUCGUAUUCUUGGUAUAGCCUUUACUACUUUUGAAGUUCUUACAGUUUAUUACUUGCGUAAGUGUUACUAAAUCCUUUUCUUACCUGUACCGGAUGGGGGGAAAUUUAUAGCCAGCACUUUGAGAGGAACAUUUUGGGAAAGGAUAUUUAACUGACACUACUAAAUGAAGGCAACAGAAGAUGUUAUCAAUGGUCUUUGUAACCUGAAAACUGAACAAGGCUGUGAGGCUCAUUUCAAAAUAUUUUGAAGUGUUAAAAAUUAUAUCUCUGUGCUUCUAUCUAUAUAUUCAUGUUUCUCAGUUGUUACAACCAAACCAUAUUAGGACCCCUGAAGAUAAAAUAUCACAGGGACUUUUCAGUUGUUACUGAGCUCAGCAGCUGUGACCCCUGUUGUUCUACACCAAUUUCAGUU